AGAGGAUCUGAGAAUAAGAAUGAAGGAUUAGAAGGAAACUUGGUUAGGGUCAAGGAAGGAGAUGCUAAAUAAUGCAUCCAAUUAAUAAAAGAGACUGUUUUUUGUCUUUGGACUGGAAGAAGAAGAAGAGGAUGAGAAGAUAUUUGGGUUUGUUGCUGGGCUUUUGCAGCCUUAUUGUUGGAUUAGCAGUAGCAGACUGGAACAUCUUGAAGAGGUCAGGGGAGAACAAGGAUGAGCUGAAGAUAACCCUCAAGAACUACUGUGAAGCUUGGAGGAUCAAUGUAGAGCUCCACAACAUCCGUAACUUCAAUGUUGUUCCAGAAGAAUGCACAGAUUACAUAGGCAAGUACAUGAGCUCCACUCAAUACAAGCAGGAUUCCCUGAGAGCAAUUGAGGAAUGCACCACCUAUCUCACCAACACCUUCAAGUUGACUGGUGAUGGCAAGGAUGCCUGGAUUUUCGAUGUCGACGAUACCCUCAUCUCGAAUGUUCCUUACUUUAAGAAACAUCGUAAUGGAGGAGAGGAGAUUAACAUGACCUCCUUUGAAGAAUGGGUGAUUGAGAGGAAGGCUCCAGCUCUUGAUCACAUUUUGAAACUUUUCAGAGAGAUGAGGGGGAAAGGGAUUAAGAUCUUCUUAAUCUCUUCAAAAGGAGAGCACCUCAGAGAUGCCACCACUGACAACCUAAUUAAAGUUGGUUACAAUGGAUGGUCUGGUCUCAUACUAAGGAGUUAUGAGGACAACUGCAAGACAGUGCAACAGUACAAAACAGAGCAGAGGGAGAUGCUGAUCAGUAAUGGAUAUCAUAUAUGGGGAAUUGUUGGAUCACAGUGGAGCAGCCUCUUGGGACUUCCUAGUGCUAGGAGAACAUUUAAGCUUCCCAAUUCCUUAUACUAUGAUCCCUAAAAGCUACUACCACUUUCAUUUUAUUCAUCAACCCCUAUGCAUUAUAAAUUGUUCUGUCUUAUUUCAAGUAUAAUCUUCAGUACGUAUCACUAUUUCCUACUUACCAUUCUAUCUCUAGGAAAGACAAAGUGAGGAAUGAUUGGAUUAUAACUGAUUUGGGAGUUGCCCGAUUCAAGACAAGCUCAGAGAAUGUCAUUUAAGGUGGUUUCGUCAUGUUCAGUGUAGAACUUUGAAUGUGCCAGAAAGGCAGAGGGAUCAGAUCCAGAUGGAAGCAGCUAAAAGAACUAGAGGCAGGCCUAAAAUGACUAUUGAAGAGUUGGUAAGGAAAGACAUGCGGAAGCUAGACCUGAAUUCUAGUAUGACUUCUAAUAGAGCUGUUUGGAGGGCAAAGCUCCAUGUUGCCAAUCGAAUUUUAGCAAGAUGUCCAUUGUUAUGUUUCCUUUCCUUUUUUUUUUCCCCUUUUUUUUCUUUGGCUUUAUUUGGUUCCUGAUCGUGAAUCCAUAUAGCCGACCCCAUUUAAUUGGAAAAACGCUUGGCUGCUAUUGUUGUUGUACUUAUCACUAUUUCCAUUUUAAUCUUUCUCUAGUUAGUUUUCCCCACUA
Messenger RNA from Macadamia integrifolia, 1507 nucleotides. Its product is annotated as acid phosphatase 1-like. The record is from RefSeq and is a predicted model, not a curated record. Lineage: Eukaryota; Viridiplantae; Streptophyta; Magnoliopsida; Proteales; Proteaceae. Gene Ontology annotation, molecular function: acid phosphatase activity. Bases 72 to 905 code for a protein of 277 amino acids. The transcript is spliced from 3 exons.